AUGGAAAGUAAAGAAUUUCUAGUUUUUAGCAAGUGGGACAAUGGUCAAAACUGCCAAAUCUCCAAUAGUCAAGUUAGUGUCUUAUCUUGGGUGGCUCACAAUCACCGCAGAGCGUCCAGGCGCUGCUCGGAAAGCUACCACUCGCGGAGCUGCGGGCUGUGCGGGAGGGUGCGGUGCGCUCCCUCCCUGCGCUUCGAGCGGGGUCGCGCAGGCAAGGACAAGGCCACAGCGCCACCGCGCCGGGGGCUUCACGUAGCCCCCCAGCGGUCCCGGAAAAAGCGCUGUCCCUACACCAAGUACCAGAUCCGCGAACUGGAACGCGAGUUUUUCUUUAACGUGUACAUAAACAAAGAGAAAAGACUCCAGCUCUCUCGGAUGCUCAACCUCACUGACCGGCAAGUCAAAAUCUGGUUCCAGAAUCGCAGGAUGAAGGAAAAGAAACUGAACAGAGACCGUCUGCAGUAUUUCACUGGAAAUCCCUUGUUUUGAGAGCUCCAGCAAGCACCCCUGUCCCCCAAGCCCCACUCACUCACCCUCCUCCCCACCAGCCUGCUUUCGGUAGGCCCAAUGUCCUUGGGUUUAAUGACGCCUCUUCUCUGUGGAACUCCACCAUUCCUUCCCACGGUCAACUCGGGACCUCCCAGCGACCACUGCUGCCUGCGGACGAGGCCGGGGACUUGGCCGAAUGGAUCCUAAUAUGGGGAAAAUGGUAAAUGCAAACGUCCCUUUACAAUUUUACCGCCAGUGUGCUGUUGUUUACCCUCUCUCUCUCUCCAGGUCCCGGUGCGGACGCUGUGGGAUCUGUAGAGAGUUAGGCCUGGGCUGCAAGGCACUUGUUUUUGUUCUGAGUUUAAGGGACCCUGUCCUCCCCCCUGGGUGAAUGCAGAUUAUUUAAACUCUGGGAAAUGUACCUUUGGUUUGUCCGAUUGAGGCACGAGUCACUGUCUUUUGUGUGAAUAAAUGGUUUCUAGUAAAAUGGAGGUUACAGCUUCAA
Messenger RNA from Myotis lucifugus (little brown bat), 994 nucleotides. RefSeq names its product homeobox D11 (gene HOXD11). The coding region runs from base 1 to 489 and encodes 162 amino acids. The record is from RefSeq and is a predicted model, not a curated record. Gene Ontology annotation, molecular function: DNA-binding transcription factor activity, RNA polymerase II-specific; RNA polymerase II cis-regulatory region sequence-specific DNA binding. Gene Ontology annotation, biological process: anatomical structure development; regulation of transcription by RNA polymerase II. Gene Ontology annotation, cellular component: nucleus. The transcript is spliced from 3 exons. NCBI's taxonomy places the organism in Eukaryota, Metazoa, Chordata, Mammalia, Chiroptera, Vespertilionidae.